AUGUUUGGCGCUCAUUAAUAAAGAGUAGGAUUUAUCAACUGCUAUCCUUAGUAAGAAGAUGAUGAACACUCUAUUACUUUGUAAGCUACGAGAACUCAAUCAGCUAAAGAUUUUUAAAAUGUCAUUUAAUAGAAAGAUAUAUAACCCUAAUAGGUUCAUCAAAUAGUGAUAAAUAUUUAAGAGUCAAAUUGGAAUGAUGAACUUUCAACUGCUGUUUCUUGCUAUUUAAAAUAGCUUUUAAAUCUCUAAGAUUUCAGCUUAAAUUUGUCAAAUAGCAAUAUAUAAAACUAGCAAUUACAAACAAUUCUUUCAGGUUUGACCUCCUUAAAAUUAAUUGAUAAAUUUGUUUUACGUAUUCAUAAAUGCUCCCAUUUAAGUUAAGGAUAUCUAUAGAUUAUUUUCAAAUAUCUUCAGAGUUCAAAAGCAUUAAAAUUUGUAUAAAUUUUUAAUGGUGAGAAUUAAUCAAAUGGAAGUGAUUACAAAACAUUAGCAGAUUUUCUAAUUGGAAACACUGUUCUUGAGGAGUUGAAUCUACAAUCGUUUGAAAACAGCUACGAUUCAGAAGCUCACUCAUAUUUAUGCAGAGCUUUAGCUAAAAAUAAUCAUCUUUAAAAACUAGUUUUGUAAACAAUAGUAGAGCCUCCAAAAUUCUGGGAUAAUUUAGUAGAAAAUCUAAGUGUCAACUCCUCUCUUCAGAAUUUAUUUAUAAGAUUCUUGGGAGGCGGUAAUGACAAAAAGCUUGCUGUAGCUCUUAAUAAUUUAUAUAAAACAAUAACUCCAGUUAUAAUUACAGUCAAUUCACCUCACAGCUCUAUAUAAAACUUUAGAUAGUUGUAAGAAAUAAAGUAAGAAAUGUUUUUACAAUUAACUGUAUUCUCCAUUCUUAUCAAGCCUGCCUUAGCAGUAAACCCUUCUCAAAUAGCUGCAGAUUUAUAUUAUGAUUGA
Molecule: messenger RNA, 945 nt
Organism: Tetrahymena thermophila SB210
Lineage: Eukaryota; Ciliophora; Oligohymenophorea; Hymenostomatida; Tetrahymenidae
Exons: 1
Source: RefSeq, a predicted model, not a curated record